Messenger RNA from Mirounga angustirostris (Northern elephant seal), 11053 nucleotides. RefSeq names its product KIAA1549 ortholog. The record is from RefSeq and is a predicted model, not a curated record. Bases 35 to 5689 code for a protein of 1884 amino acids. The transcript is spliced from 21 exons. NCBI's taxonomy places the organism in Eukaryota, Metazoa, Chordata, Mammalia, Carnivora, Phocidae.
GCCGGGGGCGCGGCGCCGACGCCGAGGCGCGGCCAUGGAGGGGAAGACCCGCGCCGGGGUCGCGCUGGUGCCGGGGCCGAGCGGCCGCGGGCCUUCCGCCCGCCGCGCCCGCCGCGCCCGCCGCCGCCCGGGGCCGCUGCUCCCCGGCCUCUGGCUGCUGCUGCUGGCCCGGCCGGCCUCGUGCGCCCCAGAUGAGCUCUUUCUGGAACAGCAAAACCUCUCUUUAUCCUCCGUGGAGCUCAUGAUGAAGAAAAGCACCGUGCACAGCACUGCACAUGUGGCCUUAACAGAAACUGCCCCAGGGUCCCAGGAAAGCAGUUCUCUCCACGUCAUAUCAUCUCCAUCCACCACUAUUUUUGAUACAAUCUUUUUUAACCAAGGAGCAAUGACCCAGAGUAUAGCAGAUCACAGCAUCUUGGUGGCAAAUUAUGUGUCGAUGAUGAGCAAUGCGGUGGUCAGAGAGGAUGAUGAGAUGGAUAACUUUUUGCCAGAAGCUCCCUGGACCACUUCCCGCGUGGUCUCUCCGAUUCGGUAUCUCCCGGUCAGCCCGCCGGCGCUGACUCCAUCCUCACCCAUUAUUUCUUUACAAGACCAACAGAUGACAUCAGCGUGGCAGAACACAAUGCAACAACCAACAACGUAUCCCGAAUCCCCCUGUCAUUUCAGUGCUUUUCGGUCAGCUUUUCCCACAUCCGAGGGCCUGCUUCCAACUCCUGGUAGGAACUUGGUGCUUUAUCCUACUGACGCUUACGGGCACUCAGCGAGCAGGACUUGGCCGGAGAUUGUGGCUUCAGGCACGGAGGAGGCAGAAACCCUUCCUUCUAGCUCUCUGUCUGCAGAGCCUCUGCCCUUAGGCAGUGGCCUGACUCAGCAGCCUUUGCCCUCCUGGGCGGAGGUCCCACCGCCUCCAGAGGAUGUUCCGGCCACGGCCAGAUACCCUGAGGCGACCACAGCUGUGAGUCGUAGUCUAGAAGGAACCAUCCUUUCUAGAACAGAGCCUGCCUCCGCUCUGGCACAGAUGGCCCUGGCUUGCAGUGGCGGCAGCCCAAAUUCGGCUUUGUUCUCCUCUUCUCCCGCCUCCGUGUCCUCUUCUCCUCCAUCAGCGGAUGUUUCUUCUCACCCCCCUCUCCCCGGCAGCUCCGCUGAGACGUCGGAGCUGCCGGGCGACGCAGUGGUCGUCGCAGCCCUUGAGGACGACGCUCGCGGCCUGAGCCCGCCGUGCACGGGCUGCGUGUCCUGCCGCGUGGCGUCGCCUCGGCUCGUCGCGCCAGCCAGCCUCCCGGGGGGGGAGGACGCGGGCUCGGGGGACGGCGCCGAGACCCUGUCGGUGGGCGCCGCGGGGGCGCGCGGCGUCUCUCCGCCCAGCCGCGGGGGGGCGGACUUCCCGGAUUUCGGAGAAGAGCCGCGGGACUGCGAGCCGCGUUUCCCCUCCCGGCCGGCGGUUGCACUCUCUUCUCCCUCCGCGGGCGCCUCAGGAACGAGCGGCGGGGUUUCAGCCGCGGCGGCUGCGAGGCGUGGCGGGGCCGGCGCGGUGCCUCCUUCCCGCGGCCGCCUCUCCGCGCCAGCGUCACCCGAUCCUGCGCCCUUGGGCUCCUCCCCCGUCGCCGAACCGCCGGGGCCUCCCUGGGUCGCCAGCCGCGUGCUGCCCGGCUCGUCCGUCCCGCGCCCCGCGGGCCCCAAGCGCCCCGCGCCCGCUCGCGGGGACCCACGGCCUUCUCCUCCGGCUUCCGCUCGGGGCGCGUCCGGGGAGCCUUCGCUGCUCCCUGGCCCGGAGCCUGGCCGCUUUCCGGCACGUGAAGCCGCACGGGCCCUGGCGUCCGCGGCCGGUUUUCUCUCAACGCCAGCGCUGGAGCUCGGCAGCCUGGCCCCUUCACCGUCAGAAGGACUUGCCCCUGCGACUGUGGGGACAGCGAGUGCGGCGGCCGCUUUCGCUUCUCAGGCGUCCUCUGCCGCGGCUGAGACGCUCGCGUGGCCCGGCUCUCUCCGUGCGCCGUCCGCCCCGCCUUCCGUCCCUCCCUCCCCAGACUCUGAAUGUUCUCAGCCGCGGCCGAGUUCAGACCUUCUUUUACGAACCUUCGCGUUCCUCCCUGGCUGCUCCGAGAUGCCGCGCCUCUCAAGCCUCCCUUCUGAUGCUCUCAAGUCCUCUGAAGCCGCAGCGGUUCCCCCGACAGGUCCCGAAGCUCCUCUCACCGCAGCCCUCACUGACACUACCUCCUCUUUCGAGUUGUCACUCGUUGCCCGUGACUCUGCGGUCACCACCCUGGUGCCCUCCAGGUCUGAGCCCACCCUUGACAUUUUGGCUCUUGGGACUCACUUCCCGUCACCUUUGACUGCUUUUCAUCCGACACCCAUUUUAGCAGAAUCUUCUCUCUUUCCAGCUCCAACUCCAGCACCUUCCAGUGACGAAGUCAGUGCUACGCGUGACCGCUCACCUGUCUUCCCCUCUUUCUCCAAAGUCAUUGCCAGUCCCACACUGCUGGUCACUGAUGCGUACCUGUCGUCAGCAUCCUCGUUUGUUUCUGAGGUGGUCCCCUCACCUCUUCCUACAGAGCCAAUAUUCGUGGGCCCGUCAUUCACACCCACAGAUUUACCAAUGAACACCUCCACGGAACCCACCUCACCCAACACCAGUGCUGCCCCUGAUCGGACUGUUGACAGCACCCCGAGCAGCAGAACUGCGAGUCAGAACCCCCCCGAGAGCAGUUCGGUGCGACCCCCGCCGUCCCUUCAUCCCGUGCCCACCUCCACUUCUGAAGCAACUGUUGAUAAUCCGGCACCGGUCACCACCAAGCCGCCAUAUGUGUGUGAUAUUACAGUUCCCGAUGCCUAUUUGAUCACAACCGUGCUGGCCAGAAGAGCUGUGCAGGAGUACAUCAUCACGUCCAUCAAAGAGGUGUUGAGGAUUCACUUCAACCGGGCGGUGGAGCUCAAGGUUUAUGAACUAUUCGCUGACUUCACUUUCCUGGUAACAUCGGGGCCUUUCGUUUACACGGCAAUAUCAGUCAUAAAUGUACUUAUAAACAGUAAACUUGUACGUGACCAAACUCCUUUAAUCCUGGCUGUGAAACCUUCCUUCCUUGUGCCAGAGUCCAGGUUCCAAGUUCACACGGUUCUUCAGUUCGUGCCUCAGAGUGUGGAUACCAGCUUCUGCAACUUCACCCAGCGCAUCGAGAAAGGCCUGAUGAUAGCUCUUUCUGAAGUGAGAAAACACCACCAGGGGACGCAUAACUUCACCGUGCAGAUCUUGAAUAUCACCAUGGGUGCGUCAAGGCCGGCUCCUCGGCGGGGCCCGGUGAAUAUCGUCUUUGCCGUCAGGGGCACGCAGGGGUUUCUGAAUGGGACAGAAGUGAGCCAGCUGCUCAGAAACUUGAGCGUGGUGGAGUUCAGUUUCUACCUGGGGUACCCAGUGCUCCAGAUCGCCGAACCCUUCCAGUACCCGCAGCUGAACUUAUCUCAGUUGUUGAAGUCCUCCUGGGUGAGAACAGUUCUCCUGGGCGUUGUCGAGAAGCAGCUCCAGAAUGAAGUGUUUCAGGCUGAGAUGGAGCGCAAGCUGGCCCAGCUGUUCAGUGAGGUGUCCACCCGGAGGCGGAUGUGGAGAAGGGCCACCAUCGCUGCCGGGAACAGCGUGGUGCAGAUGGUAAACGUGUCAAGGCUGGAGGGAGAUGACAAUCCCGUGCAGCUCAUCUACUUUGUGGAGGAUCAAGAUGGAGAAAGACUCAGUGCAGUCAAGUCUUCAGAUCUGAUUAACAAGAUAGAUAUCCAGAGAGCAGCCAUUAUCUUGGGUUACCGAAUUCAAGGCGCUGUUGCCCAACCCUUGGACAGAGUGAAGAGGCCGUCCCCUGAGUCCCAGAGUAGCAACCUCUGGGUCAUUGUCGGUGUGGUCAUUCCAGUGCUGGUGGUGAUGGUGAUUGUCAUCAUCCUCUACUGGAAACUCUGCCGCACAGACAAGUUGGACUUCCAACCCGACACGGUGGCCAACAUCCAGCAGCGUCAGAAGUUGCAGAUCCCUAGUGUGAAGGGCUUUGAUUUUGCUAAGCAGCAUCUGGGUCAGCACAAUAAAGACGACAUCUUGAUUAUUCAUGAGCCAGCACCACUACCAGGACCGGGACCGGGGAAGGACCACACCACGCCCUCGGAAAACGGAGAUGUGCCGAGCCCCAAGGCAAAGAUCCCUUCCAAGAACCUCCGUCACAGAGGAAGAGUUUCUCCCUCGGAUGCUGACUCUACCGUAAGUGAGGAGUCCAGUGAGAGGGACGUGGGAGACAAGACGCCGGGACCAGUGAACGAUGGCCAGUCCCACAGAGGCCCACAGAGCGGGCCACCGCCGCCCAGUUCGGGGAACGAGCAGCACUCGUCGGCCUCCAUCUUUGAGCAUGUGGACAGGCUGUCCCGGUCCUCGGAGGCCAGCAGGCGGGUUCCCAGUAAGAUACAGCUGAUCGCCAUGCAGCCCAUCCCGGCCCCUCCGGUUCAGCACCCCGUACUGGCCGACCGGGUGGCAGAAACCAACAAAAUUAACAAGGAGAUCCAGACGGCGCUGCGGCACAAGUCCGAGAUCGAGCACCAUCGGAACAAGAUCCGGCUCCGCGCCAAGCGCCGCGGGCACUACGAGUUUCCGGUGGUGGACGACGUGUCCUCGGGCGACACGCGCGAGCGGCACCGUGUGUACCGCAGGGCGCAGAUGCAGAUCGACAAGAUCCUGGACCCCACGGCCAGCGUGCCCUCGGUGUUCAUAGAGCCCAGGAAGAGCUCCAGGAUAAAGCGAUCUCCCAAACCACGUCGGAAACACCAGGUCAAUGGCUGCCCCGGAGAUGCCGAGAAGGACAGACUCAUCACCACAGACAGCGACGGCACUUACAAAAGGCCCCCCGGUGUCCACAACUCCGCCUACAUCGGUUGCCCAUCCGAUCCCGAUCUCCCGGCCGAUGUGCAGACCCCAUCCUCUGCUGAGCUGGGGAGGUAUCCAGGCCUGCCCUUCCCAGCCUCCCAGUACAUCCCGCCCCAACCGUCAAUCGAGGAGGCACGCCAGACCAUGCACUCUCUCCUGGAUGAUGCUUUUGCUCUCGUGGCCCCCAGCAGCCAGCCUGCCAGUUCUGCGGUCGCAGGCCCUGGGGUCCCAGCCAUCCUGCCUGUGAACAGCACCCCUUCCCGGGAUGAGAGGCGAGCCACCCAAUGGGGGUCCUUCUACAGCUCUGCUCAGACGGCCAACAACCCAUGUAGCAGAUAUGAAGACUAUGGAAUGACUCCCCCAUCAGGCCCAUUGCCAAGACCAGGUUUUGGCCCCGGUUUGCUGCAGGCUUCGGAGCUGGUGGCCCCAGAGCUCCAGCAGCCACAGGCAUCGGCUGAAGCCCCGGUCGCCGCCCGAGGGAUCUACUCGGAGGACAUGCCAUCGGUGGCCCGGCCACGGCCUGUCGGGGGCACCACAGGCUCCCAGAUUCAGCACCUGACGCAGGUGGGAAUUGCAAGCAGAAUUGGAGCCCAGCCAGUGGAAAUCCCACCAAGUAGAGGCGGCCAGUAUGGGGGACCAGGUUGGCCUUCAUAUGGGGAGGAUGAAGGUGGCCGAAGAGAGGCUACACACAUGCUUGGACAUCAAGAAUAUUCUUCUUCACCGCUGUUCCAGGUGCCAAGGACUUCAGGAACUUAUUUUAAUAGUCAUAUUAACAACAAAAAUACUAAGACUGUUUGGGAAUAAAAAAAGCUACUAGUAAGAAACCAAAUGAUAGAUUGUAGAGCCUGAUGAUUCCAAAAGAAGCCAUCAUCUGCAUUUUUCCUUCUACUUCUGGUGCUACAGCUCCGAGGGCCCCUUCACCUUUAUGUCUGUGAAAUGCAACUUUGGCUUUUUCAAUGGGAGGAUAUGUUGAAGAUUUCAUUUUGUUCUAUAAAGAAAAAAAAAAACACCUCCCAAACCGGGGGGGGGGGGGAGUUUAAUAUUUAUUUGGUUAUUCAAAAUACAUAUCGAAGUUUAGAUUUACAUUCUUAAUUGUAUUUGCUGUUUAUUAAUUGGGCGCAUGCAACUACCAACAGCAUCCCAUUUCAGUGCAUGCCAUCAUUAAGCUCAGACCUACAAAAGGAGGCUUUCAGGAGGUCAUAACUAAUCCUUGCACUUGGCUGAUGAGUUGCUCACAAAUUAUGUUUGAAUGAGAAAUCUUACAUGAGCAAAAAUUAUUUAUAAAAACUACCAGGGCCAACAAAUUGUUAUUCACGAGUACGUUUCUAGUAAUCACAUUCUCUGUGUUCAAGACCUGGAAAUGGAGUUCGGUCCAGCCUUUCAGUAAUAAAUCAAGAAAUGUAAAGAAGAGCUUUGAGGACCACAAGGGAAAGGAGAGAGUUGCUCCUGGUUUCUGAUUUUAUUGUGCAUACCACUGAGUGACUGUUAAAACCAUCUUAUGUUCUUGGGACCUGACAGAGGGUAUCAUCUGUCUUGAGAUUCACUCCUGAAGUAAACAUUUCCCUACUUCCCAAAUUAGACUAAGGGGUAUAAUAACAAGGGCCAUUCUGUUUUCUGAUACCUGAGUAAAGCUCAGAAGAAAAACAGGUAACGGAUUUCCACUAUGAAUUCUUUUUUUAUUAGAUCCACUAAUACUUUUAAUUAACAAUGGAUAAACAGAAUUUGGGGCUCUGAUGAAUCAAAAUCUGUAUCAAAUUGUAAGAACCCUGAAACAGCUAAAAUAGGUUUCCAAAGUGUAAUCACUGGGGGCCAGAAUCAUGUUUUAGCACUUCCUCAAUGAAGCCUGUCAGUCUUAUGAUACAGGGAAUGUUGCUUCUGGGAAGUUAAAUGUAGCCUUGUUUUUCAUCUGUGCUCUCUGAAAGAGGAGGGGUGCAGGGGAAUAAGUCUCUCAUGGAUGUUAAAGGAAUGGAAAUCCCUUAUCAGGUAGUCCUCACAGGCUCCAAGGAGUGUGGGAGAUAAGACCCCUUUCUGGGAAUGAUUUUUUACCUCUCAGUUUUCGUUUAAUACCAGACUCUCCCCAGAGUGGAGAAUUAUCUUUGCAUGUCGCUCAAAAAUACCAGGUUUCCUUACUAGGUUAAGAAUUUGAGAUAUCCGAGCAGAAUUUUAUUACAGACACCUUAUAGUGAAUUCAGAUCGUGUGACCGCAAAUGGAGUAAACAUAGACCCCCUCCUCCCAUUCUGCUCAGUGUCAUGUUUGCACAGUGUACUAAGAAUGGUUACCUCCUCUGUACAUCCCAGAAACGGGGGUCUCUUUUCCAGAGGGCUUCUGUAGUGAUUCUGAUGCCUUUCAGACUAGCAUAAAAGGAUUCUGCCUGUAUUGUUAUGCUUAAAAUUGAUAGACUUUUCAACGAAUGUCAUGACCAAAGAUAACAUAGGAUAACCGUGGUGUGUGGUGUGGUGGAGGCAGGCUCAUGGGAUCACCAGCAUUCUUGUGUUGAUUGUAAAGCACACUCUGCACUUGUUUUCUCUGAACACCUGCAGCAGUUUUACCUGUCACCAAACUCAGGACAGACUAACUGUCGUGGGGAGCACCACACCCAGGUGGGUCUUUGGAUACUCAGUUAACAUGAUUUACUGAAAAGAAAGGUCCUCAUGUUGAUCUUGUGUGGCUUUGAAGUUCCAUUAACUGAAGUACUCUAAAAUGAAAAGUUAAAUUUUGUAUCUAUUCUCUUUUCCUAGUUUAAAAGUUCUGGUGGUAAUAAUGCAAGCCAUAAAGUUGAGUCAAAAUUUCAGAGAGGGUUGGAGAUCAUUUUCAGAGUCUACUUUGUCACCAACUUGCUGUGUCAGGUACCUUCCUGAGCCUCUUUCUCCCCAUCAGCCAAAUGAGGACAGACCUCUUCUGUCCACCUCCCAGAAUUUCUUGUUUCAAGAUUCAGCUAUGAUCUUGUGCAUAAACAACCCUUGAGGAGGGUGCACAAAGCUUGGUGAAAUGUAAAACAUUAUCUGUAUGAUUGUACUGGGAUUGGACAGUCUGACAUGCUCUUUUCUACCAGUGAAUGACUUCACAUGGAGGUAACCAGAGCAAAACCAAGGGCUCCAUGUGACUCCUCUUCCUCUUUCCCAAUUUGCUUGAAAUUCACAUCCUUCAUCCUUAACUUUAAAACAGCAUUUAUUGGGCGCCUGGGUGGCUCAGUUGGUUAAGCGACUGCCUUCGGCUCAGGUCAUGAUCCUGGAGUCCCUGGAUCGAGUCCCGCAUCGGGCUCCCUGCUCAGCAGAGUCUGCUUCUCCCUCUGACCCUAACCCCUCUCAUGUGCUCUCUCAUUCUCUUUCUCUCAAGUAAAUAAAUAAAAUCUUAAAAAAAAAACACCCAGCAUUUAUCAAACAUCUUUCUGCACCUGAAUUUUUGCCAUUCCUAGCACCAAAAAAGUCAACAUGAGUCCCGUCCCGUCUUUUAGAUCUUAGAAUCUAAGUCAGAUAGCAUAGCUGGGUAUAAAAGAUGGAAGAUACAGAUACAUAAUGUGAUGUGAACAUCAGUAAGAUUCACUGAAAAUACACAAGUACGUUGGGUACUCAGGAGAAAGGAAGUUGCACAUUUGGAAACCAUGGGAUCCUAGGGAGAAGUCCACUUCAGAAGCUACUUUAAUGAAGACGGGGGAGCUGGUGAGAUGUCAAGGGAAGAGCUGGGAAUGGGCCUGGGGAAGGACGGAGAAAGUGGGCGAAGCUGUCCUCGAAAAUGAACUUGACCUGCUGCAAUAUGGGGACAGGAUCCCUAACUGCACCAUUUAGGGAGUUUUAAUAAAACAAGAGGAGGAAAUGGGGCUGUGAGGAUGUGUUUGCAAUAAUACAGCAAGAAAAUGGCUGGGUCUGCAAAGAAGGUCUGCACAGCAAGAGAUCCAGUUUGGAGGAGGGAAGAGAAGAGUACCAAGAACUGCUGGAGGGCCAACUGUAAAGUAGGAAAAUAUUGUAAGAAUUCCACCAAGGUUUACCGCUUAGGGCAGCUCUCAGUGAUCAGCCAUUCAAACACAUUAAAUCCUUUGUGGAGCAUAGUAGGUUAUAAAUAAAUAUAUUCUACUUCUUUAUAGCUGCCUAUACAAUUUUCUCCAAAUUUUAUUUAAUUUGAGAAUAUGUUUUGAUUUUGGUGGGACAUGGCUUUUGAGCAGCAAACUAAGCAGGUUUUGCCAAUUGGAUUUUUCAGGGCAUGAGGCCUGUGAUGCAAAGCCCAGGUGAAGGUGCACCUGAGGGCUUUGGGCCGAAACAGGUAAUUGUGUGCUUUACGAGCCUCCCGUUUAACUGUGUCCUGCAUUGCCCUUCUUAGUGCUCCAGUGGCCAAACCAGUCACUCGGACACCAAUUUGCAUUUGCAGUAAUUCACAUGUUAAUCAUUAAAUAAACUUCUCUUUCCCUUUCAUACUAGAUUCUUAGACAUGAAUGAAUUUGCUAGUUGAAAGGAAAACUGGUUAGGAUUCUGGGCAGGUGAAAAGGGGGCCUUCAGUCUUUUUUUUUUUUUUUUUAAAGAUUUUAUUUAUUCACUUGACAGAGAUAGACACAGCGAGAGAGGGAACACAAGCAGGGGGAGUGGGAGAGGGAGAAGCAGGCUUCCCGCGGAGCAGGGAGCCCGAUGCGGGGCUCGAUCCCAGCACCCUGGGAUCAUGACCUGAGCCGAAGGCACACGCUUAACGACUGAGCCAUCCAGGCACCCCGAGGGUGCCUCCAGUCUUAACAACCAUACUAACUUCAGCUCAAGGUGAGCUUUAGCCAUUCCAUUUCUACCUCCAAAGCCAGUCUCCAGAGCCUGCUUAUCCACAUUUGUCCCUGACGGGAGCAUGAGGGAGUCCACUUCUGGACCAUUUGAUCACAAAACACAUUUUUUAUGGAAUGGUAACUUGAACUUUGUUUUUACAUGUAAUCCAACGUAUUAACGGAUAUUCUUAUAACAGGUGAGAGGGGUUUCUCAGAGCAGCUGCUGUAACAUACUCAUAAAAUGUAAUAGGCUCACACUUACUACCUAAUGAAUAAGGAGUGUGUAUAUUUUAGGUUUCUUUUGAUAUUCUUGGAGGUGACUUUGAGUGUUUAGGACUCCUCUCUUUAGUAUUAAAAAGACUUGAAAACUGAAACCUCACGGUACGAUCCUAAUUCCUUGCUUGUGUGUGUUUACACUACAUUUGAGAAUUUAUCUUAAGAACACACAGCAGCAUUGAAAUUUAGGAAAAGAAUAUUAAAUGCCUUUGGAAACAUGAAACAAAGUUAGGAACCAGCGAGCAAGUGAGAGAAGGAAUGAAUGUCUUAAUCUGAAGUGGUCUAGUCCAAAUUAGUUUCCCACAGGGUAGUUAUACAGGAUCCUUGCUUUUCCUUCUUCCAGGUUUUUCUGCUGUGGGGCCACUUCACAUUUAAUGAAAGAGUGAAUGGUGGAAGGGACAGAUAAAAAUUGAAGUGAUUUGAGUUGCUCGGUCCCUGAUUCCACCAAACCUUUCUGGACAUUCUGGAGCAUCGUGAAGGGUCUCAUGCCCCCGUUUCAUGACUUGACUCCCUAAGUGUGCAAGUUAGGAAUAGUACAGGGCCACAUUUAAGCCAGACCCCCUGUACUGUUCCUCCUGUUCAUGUGGGGAAAGAAGGAGGCUCCACUGAUUAAUGCACUUGCUCUAAACACCAGAGGGCUCGAAUCAGAAAAGGGGGUAAAAACUCAGCUUGGCCCUCCUCCAGAGCAUCUUCGAGGGAGCAUGGAGAUUGGGCUUAUUACCCUUGCAGGAGAGGUGGCUCAGCAGAGCUGCUCUGGGAUGCCCACUUGUUUCCUCCUACUUUGUCAAGGUCCAUGUUCUUCUGACUCUUCCUGCACUCUCAUUCCUGGACUGUGAGUGAUAAUGUACGAAAAUAUGCAGAGUAAAUUAAAGCCACUCGUGGCAUCAAUACUGCAACUUGAACUUGACAAUCAUGGUUUGCUGGUCUCAAACGGGCACUUAAAUUUCAGCGUGGGUAUAUGAUUGAGUAAUCGAACUCUCCCUUCUAUUUGUUGGUUAUGUUUCUACCCUUCAAUUAGCUGCCCUGUUUUCUAAUGUGCUGUAGAGUUUUUGAAAUAAUUUAUGCAAGUGUUUGGUUUCCAUGUUUACAAUUUAUACUGCUUUCCUAGCAUUUUAAAUGGAAAUGUCAAUAAAUGCUAUGAAUUGGUGUCAAA